AUGCUGUCUUUAUCGAUCGAGAACAUUAUCGUUCUUGGCCAUUUUCUCCUUUCUACUCAGCAUAACACUUCUUCUUCUUCUUCUUCUUCUUCUUCUUCUUCUUCUUCUUCUUCUUCUUCUCACUUAUUAUUAUUAUUAUCAUUAUUAUUAUUAUUAUUAUUCCCACCCAAGUGUUCAUAUGGCAGUCCCCCUCUUAUAAGGUCCAGAUAUUUUAAUAUUUUUCCGCCCCUCUUAUGCCCUUUCUCAGCCCUUCUUAUAAGGUCCAGAUAUUUUAAUAUUUCCCUCAGCCCCUAUAAGUCUGUUUAUCUAUCUAUCUAUCUAUCUAUCUAUCUAUCUAUCUAUCUAUCUAUCUGCUGUUCUGCGUUAUCUAUCUAUCUAUCUAUCUAUCUUAUUAUGUUAAUACUUAUCUAUCCAUCUAUCUGUCUAUUUUAUUAUGUUAAUACCUAUCUCUAUCUCUAUCCCUCUCUCUCUAUUUAUCUCUCUCUACCUAUCUAUCUAUCUAUCUAUCUACCAAACUAUCUAUCUGCUUCUUCUUUUGGACUGCUAGUUUCUCUCUCCUCACCCUAUCUAUCUAUCUAUCUAUCUAUCUAUCUAUCUAUCUAUCUCUAUCUCUCUCUCUCACUCUCUCUCUCUAUCUAUCUAUCUAUCUAUCUAUCGAUCUAUCUAUCUAUUCUCAGUCUGUCCGUAUCUAUCUAUUCUCAGUCUGUUCAUAUCUAUCUAAUUUCAGUCUGUUCGUAUCUAUCUAUCUAUCUAUCUAUCUAUCUAUCUAUCUAUCUAUCUAUCUAUCUAAUUUCAGUCUGUUCGUAUCUAUCUAUCUAUCUAUCUAUCUAUCUAUCUAUCUAUCUAAUUUCAGUCUAUUCCUAUCUAUAUAUCUGCCUGCCUAACAUUCUCGAUGAAAUAAAUGGCAAAAUAGGAACUGCCCGUUUCUCUCUCCUCACACUCUCUCUCUCGCUAUCUCUCUCUAUCCCCCCUCUUUCUCUCUCUCUAUCUCUUUAUCUAUCUAUCUAUCUAUCUAUCUAUCUAAUUUCAGUCUGUUCGUAUCUAUCUAUCUAUCUAUCUAUCUAUCUAUCUAUCUAUCUAUCUAUCUAUCUAUCUAAUUUCAGAACUGCUCGUUUCUCUCUCCUCACACUCUCUCUCUCGCUCUCUCUCUCUAUCCCCCCUCUUUCUCUCUCUCUAUCUCUUUAUCUAUCUAUCUAUCUAUCUAUCUAUCUAUCUAUCUAUUCUCAGUCUGUUCGUAUAUAUCUAUUCUCAGUCUGUUCAUAUCUAUCUAAUUACAGUCUGUUCGUAUCUAUCUAUCUAUCUAUCUAUUUUAUUUCAGUCUGUUCGUAUCUAUCUAUCUAUCUAUCUAUCUAUCUAAUUUCAGUCUCUUCGUAUCUAUCUAUCUAA
Molecule: messenger RNA, 1386 nt
Organism: Acanthosepion pharaonis
Lineage: Eukaryota; Metazoa; Mollusca; Cephalopoda; Sepiida; Sepiidae
Source: the annotation of a GenBank genome assembly